Molecule: messenger RNA, 4150 nt
Organism: Ostrea edulis (European flat oyster)
Lineage: Eukaryota; Metazoa; Mollusca; Bivalvia; Ostreida; Ostreidae
Product: quinone reductase-like
Exons: 4
Coding region: 3493-4011 (172 amino acids)
Cellular component (GO): cytosol
Molecular function (GO): oxidoreductase activity; FMN binding
Source: RefSeq, a predicted model, not a curated record
CCAUGGAGCCCCUGGCACCCUAGGUGAGGAUUAUUCGGGGGUCUCUGCGGAGACAUUACCCCCAAAUAUCAAAUGUAUGUUAGCUAGAAAUAAAAGAUAUUGAAUAAAAAAAAGAAAUUGUAGUAUGUUUGGAUUGUUUUAUUUCGGAUAUUUUUCGCUUUCAGAUUUUUUUAUAUUCAGAAAGUGAUGUGUCUACUUUGGGUUUUAGUAGUUUCUAUGGAGGUAUUUCAGAAAGUGAUGAGGGUUUUACGAUGUCCAAAGGUUUAUGAUGCAGAAUUUUAAGAUAGACGUUUUUUUUACUGCUUGUAACCAAAUUCCGAAUUUUUUUUAUUUUAAUCAAAAUAAAGCAUUUUCCCCUGAUUUUUUUGUUAUAUUUAUAGCACAGUAAUCAUUCUUGUUCUUAAAUUCCGUUUCGCGUUUUUAGCAACAUCCUAAAUAAAGCUUGUUUUGAGAUAAUAUCUUAGCUACAUUAAAUGGUUCCAAUUUUUAAAUUCCGUUCCAUUUUUGUCCCGUUCCAUUUUCCGUUCCGCGUUUUAGCACCCCCCCCCCCCCCCCCCCCCCCCCCUUGUUUGAAACCUCGCCAUGACCUUAUAAGAACUUUCAGUUUAGCGAUUUAACAGUCUGUGGCUUGAACUCCGUGCUGUGUGAAUAAGGUAUUAAAUCCUCGCUGGCCAGAAUAGGGUCAAUAAUAAGUAUCUUAUUAGAUGCAUGAUAUCUUAUGGAAAUCAAAAUUGGUCAUUGAGCAGAGAGGGAUCUUUAUCGUGCCACACCUGCUGUGACACGGGGCCUCGGUUUUUGCGGUCUCAUCCGAAGGACCGACCCAUUUAUUAGUCGCCUCUUACGACAAGCAAGGGGUACUGAGGACAUAUUCUAACCCGGAUCCCCACAGGAUAAGACAACUAAUACACACACACACACACACACUGCAUCUACUAGUGUCUCAUUUUGCAGCUCCAAAACAUCACAGACACCUGACGUACAUGUAUGCAAGGAUACUUCUAUUACCCUCCCCUUCUGAUUUCGAUUUAUGUAAUUGUUCCACGCUUUGUAGUCAGAGUACGGACUAAACCGUAAGCUCCAGGAUCUUACAACUUUGUAUAUUUUGUACCAUGAUGGGAGAAAGCUGCCUAUUGUUUCAAGGUCAAUAAUAGAAAACGUUAUAUUUAUAUAUUUAUUCACCAAUCAAGGGCCCUCAGGGGGCAUAUACAAAUUAACAAUUAAACAUUAUAACUACAUGAUACAAUUUACACGUGUACCAUAUACACGUUAAGGGUUUCUACAUUGACAUAGGUAUUGAAUUCUCAUCACAAUACUGAUUGGAAAUGUACUGUACAAUAAGUGUGCUAUAUGGGAAGUAAAGUAAGACAAUAUUAUAAAAUGUUGUCACAAGCACAGAGGGUACCAAGGGACGGUGCCUUAGCCAAGUCUAUCUGACUGACAGUCUUGUACCCUAAGUGUUUAAGACAGCUUAUUUAUAGUAUACACAAAAAUAAAUACAUGAUACCACAAUAUAUACACAUGCAUACCAUAUACAGAUGCUAUAUAUUCAAGACUGCUUACUUGAGUAUUGUAUACAAUUAAAUAGAACUACACAAUACGAUAUACAGAUGUAUACCAUUUCUACAUUGAUGUUGGUCUAGAGUUCGCUUAUAGUACUGAUUGAAAAUGCGAUGUACAACAAGGAUGUUACAUGGGUAGGAAAAUAAAACAAUAUCAUAAUAUGUUGUCACGAAUACAGGGGGUACCAAGGGACGGUGCCUUUGCUAAGUCAAUCAGACUGGCAGUCUUGUACCCGAAGUAUUCGAGACAGCUAGCUUAUUUAUAGAUGUGUUUAUUUGAAAGCGACAAGGAGUAAAUUAUACAUACUAGUUAUACAACCCUUAGUAUUCUAUAUCCCUGUUUUUAAAAUCAUUUUACUGAUUUGUUUGUGCAUUUUCAUUUGUCAUGAGUCAGAUCAACUUUUGAUCAUUAUUCAGGUUACAAAAGUUCUUACAGCAGUUAUUCACCAAUUUAUAUAAAACAUUUCUUUCUUCCUCAUUAUGAGAACAUGACAGUAAAAAAUGUUUUUCAUCAUCAAGUGUAUAUAGACAGGAUACAAACCUAACUAUUGUCGUUAGGACCGUCAGCCUUGGUGCACAUACUCCUCAUGCCACCAGGAAUGUACACAUUUACUUGAAAGCUUUCUGACAUAGUGCAGAUUCAAGUUUGUUAGGAUCAUGACCCCGGGGGAGGAUGGGGCCACAAUAGGGGAUCAAAGUGUUACAUACAAAUAUAUAGGGAAAAUCAUUAAAAAAUCUUCUGUAGAACUACCGGGCCAGACAAGUUUACAUGAAAUAAUAAUAAAUUUAUUUUUAAAGCGUAAAAUCCAUAUUGCCCUAAACGCUAUUUAAAUAUUUAAACAAUUAAAUAAGUCGUAUAAGAACAAAUGACGAGUAGGUGAAGAUAAGGAGUCCGUUAUGAUUGCACAACAUAGUAAUCUUGACUUAGAUUUCAGACAUGAAAGCUUCCUGGCAUAGUGCAGAUUCAAGUUUGUUGAAAUCAUGGCCCCCUGGGGUAGGGUGGGACCACAAUAGGGGAUCAAAGUUUUACAUACAUGUACAAAUAGAUAGGGAAAACCACUAAAAAUCUUCUGAAGAAUCACUGGGCCAGAAACGUUUACAUUUACAUGAAAGCUUUCUGACAUAGUGCAGAUUCAAGUUUGUUAAAAUCAUACCCCCUAGGGAAAGAGUGAGGCCACAAUAGAGGAUCCAAGUUUUACAUACAAAUGUAUCAAGAAAAUGUUUAAAAUUCUUCUUCUCAAGAAUCAAUGGGCUAGAGAAGUUUACAUUUAGAUGAAAGCUUCCUGAUAUACAUUGAAUUUGUAGUGUAAAUUAGGGCUUUUUAAAAAAAUCAUAACCCAUGUGAUAGGUUUAGGCCACAACAAGGAUCAAAGUUUUACAUGCGGAUAUAUAGGGAAAAUCUUUAAAUAUGGGCUAAGGUGACUCAGGUGUGCGAUGUGGAUCAUGGGCCUCUCUUAUGAGGCGUCCGUGGCCGAGUGGUUAGAGCAUCGCGCUCAAAAUCACGCGACCUCUCACCUCUGUCUGUGCUGGUUCGAAUCCCGCUCGCACCGGUAAGUGAGAAAGUUUCCCAGUUUACUUUCGGAAGGUAGGUGGUCUCUUCCCAGGUACAUUGUAUCUGGGUUUUCUCUUCCACCAAUAAAAAAACGGGCGCCACCAGAUAACUGAAAAAUUGUUGAGUGUGGCGAAAAACAUCAAUCAAUCAAUGUACAAUGUACUUGUGAAUUUGAGAAGUAAUUUCUCGCCAAAAUUAUAAGAAUUUCGCUAUGGAAGUCCUUAACCUACAUGUAAUUGCGUUCUGGGCGGAAUUAAAUCGCCGCUUAACAGAAUUGAAAAAAAAAAGGUAAUCCAUAUUGUGUGCUGAGAGGUCAAAGGGGCACGACGAUACGGUCACAGUGUGUUAUGUUGAUCAUAUAAAGGUGUUUUGUGAAUCUAAAUGUAUAGAAACUACCUUGCAUCACUGGCAAGACAACAGGCUGAGAUGGGAAACGGCGACAAAUUAAAAGUAUUGUUGGUCCUUGGGAGUAUCCGUGAUGGGAGACAAGGAAUAAAAGUGGCCAAUUUUGUGCGAAAACAGCUAGAAAAUCGAAACUUUGAGGUGACUUUUUACGACCUACUAGAAAUGAACUUUCCGAUGGUAAAACAACCUGUGCACUUUCUUGGACCAGAGCGCUCUGGGGCUCCUCAGAUUCUGUUAGACUGUGAGAAACAGAUCCGUGAAACUGACGCCUUCGUGAUAGUGUCCGCCGAAUAUAAUAAUAGUAUUCCAGGAUCCCUGAAGAAUUUCCUAGACGCCUUCCCGGACGGGGCGUACGGUUGCAAGCCGAGUGGUGUAGUGUGUUACUCCAUGGUGAGCCACCUUAUGGACUGGAAUUUAUCCGGAAAACUAGGGUCAGGAGAAAGAUUCAGGGUCUUUCGGGGCCAUAUGGUGGAUAUUGUUCAUCUACUGCUCUGAGAACCGUACUGGGGGUGUUGUCCUCUCCUUGUGUGUCCCGGGUUUUUGCUAUUCCACUUGUCCAAAACGAAUUUGACGAAGAUGGAAAUGUAUUGAAUGAAAAAUUGAAGUCAGACCUCAAUCCAAUGUUAGAGCAACU